UCCCACUGGGCCAUCACCCAUGGGUCACCACCUAGAACCGCUGUGCCGCCGCGGCACCGCACACGUGUAUAAUCAGCAGCAUCCAAACCCAGGGUUAGACGGCACCGCUGCGGGCGAACUGCUCAGUGCUCAGGAAUGACUGAGGCUGAUGUAAAUCCGAAGGCCUACCCUCUUGCAGAUGCCCACCUCACCAAGAAACUAUUGGACCUCGUUCAGCAGUCAUGUAACUACAAGCAGCUUCGAAAAGGAGCCAAUGAGGCCACCAAAACCCUCAACAGAGGCAUCUCUGAGUUCAUUGUGAUGGCUGCAGACGCCGAGCCCCUGGAGAUCAUCCUGCACCUCCCACUGCUGUGUGAGGACAAGAAUGUGCCCUACGUGUUUGUGCGCUCCAAGCAGGCCCUGGGGCGAGCCUGUGGGGUCUCCAGACCUGUCAUCGCCUGUUCUGUCACCAUCAAAGAAGGCUCACAACUGAAGCAGCAGAUCCAAUCCAUCCAACAGUCCAUUGAAAGGCUCUUAGUCUAAACAGGUGGCCUCUGCCACACUCCCUGCUGCUGACUCCUACCCCAGGGGUUAUGUAUCGUUUGUCUGUUAGCAUAUAGUAUUUCCAGCUACCUUCUACUGUUAUAAAAUAUUUUAGUGCUCAAUUUGGUUUUUGUAUUUUUGUAUUGUUUUUGUCUUGUUUUUAGGUUGUCAUCUCCUCCCCAGCCUCUCCUGUAAUCUCCACUUCCACUCUCUCUCUGCCAUCUUAUCCUCCCUUUUGGAAAAUGCAUGCCCAGAACAGGUGGAAGCAGGGUGGUUGAUACCAUUCAAAGGCAGGGAAGAGCCAAGGUAGAGAUUUGGUUCCAGCCUUCAGAUGCCACCUUCCUACUGUGCAGGGCAUGAUGGAAGUAAACACUGUCCACUUUGUAUCCCUUGUGCCCAGCAUACAGGAUCGUGUUUGAAUAAUCAAGGGGUUUCCUUUGCUCUCUAGGACAUUAUGUAUCAUUUGGGGAGGAAGCAUGUUUCUGUGAGGUUGUUGGGUGUAUGUCCCAAGAGUCAGUUUCUGAUGUACCCCUGCUGUUUGCUCUUGGUAAUAUAUUUCCCCCCAACUCCCACCUGUGCCUCUGAGGGUGGCAGGGCAGCAACAUACCAAAGAGAUAUGCUGCAAAAUUCCAGAGGCGCCUUGGUGAGUGAGACAUGGGACAGUUGACCUAGGUCUUGAAGGUGUGGCAAGAGGUUCUGGAAUGGAGGAUUCUGGGCCAGUCAUGGAGAACUGGAAGCUACAGCAAAGAUGAUGGAAUUCAAGGGAACAUCCUUGCUUUGGUGAAUGGAGAUUUCUUCAGUAGACACUUGGUACCAGCUCUGAGAGCCCUUACCCCUUGCCUAUUUCCUGCCAUGAUGUGGGUCAGAUGUGUGUAUUCUCUGUCACAUCAGAAGGACAGUGCUAAUGUGUCAUUCUUGUGAGCACCCUAAUAAAGGAACACGUAUAUUCGUACUCCAGUUUAAAGAAGGUGUGAUUCUUGUUAGGAGUCCAGCUGAUACUUGAAUGAAGCGUUAGAAUGGUUACUAGUUUCUUGAACUUUUCACCAAGAAGGUGUGGAAAAGCCAUGACCUCCACCAGAUGAUUUCUGGUAGUUCAAAAUGUCUUGUUCAGUCAUUGAGGUGUUGCUGUCACUCUAGAGCAGUAUUUCUCAACCUCAGCUGCCCUGUAUGUUGUAGAAUGUUUAACAGCCUCCCUGGCCUUUACCCACUAGAUGUCACUAGCAAUCUCCCCGGACAUUGCCAACUGUUCCCUGGUGGCAGAGUCACCCCUGGUUGAGAAUCACUGUUGCAGGACUAGGGCUCCUAGCAGUCCUCCACAGGUGCUAGAGAGCGGGGGAGCCGGUAUUGCUGACUGAAGCUGCUGCCACCUCGCCUGCCGCAUUACUCUCUAUCUUAAAGUACCGUGAGAGCCUGACACCUCCUCUACCUUGAGAAAUUUUCUUCCAAAGCACAAACAACUGGAUACCAUAAUGGUCAUAUUGAUGAGAAUGGAUUACAUUUAGUUUACUCUUGGCCAGCUUGGGCCAGUGUGACCACUCCAGCAGUGGGUUCCUAGGGAACCUAAAAUCACCCUGUCAUGCUAAGGCCUGUUCUGUACCUACUGAGCUCAUCAUCUCCCCCAGCUCACUCCAGUGUUUAUAUACCCCGCCCCAACUCCCACCCCAAGCAGUUUUCUAUCUAUCUGUGGAUGGUGGAGUCUGAGGUAGUACAUACGUUCUUUUGUUGUAUAUGUAUCUUUACAAUCAUACUCUAAAAGACUGAAGUAAUUUGGGGGUAGAGGGAGAUCAAGUAAUCCAACCUCAGGAAUUCCCUGGUGGUCCAGUGGUUAGGACUCUGAGCUUUCACUGCCAACGGCCCAGGUUCGAUCCUUGGUCAGGGAACUAGGAUCCCACAAGCCAUGGGGCAUGGCCAGAAGAAAAUAAAAAAGAUAAUCCAACCUCCAUUUAAAUGGAAACUAGGGCAUACCCACCAGAACCCUGAGAAAUGGGGUGGGGCAGGGCUUCUGGAAUCUUCAUCUCUAGGGUCCAUCUGGAGUGCUAACUCAGUUCCCACAGCUUCAUCGUAAUCCUUCAAAGGACAGGGCAUCGAUUUGUGAUCACCCGAAAAAACUCCAUGACUCUUCCCUGUUCCUAAUGGCUCUGCUGUGUGUCUUGUGUCUGCCUCUCUGCCAUGUUCUGUCUUUGCUCAGUGUUUCAUAUUUGGUUUCUUGAACACGUCAAAUCUGUUUCUCAGA
This is a messenger RNA of Globicephala melas (long-finned pilot whale), 2755 nucleotides long. RefSeq names its product small nuclear ribonucleoprotein 13 (gene SNU13). The record is from RefSeq and is a predicted model, not a curated record. Gene Ontology annotation, biological process: ribosome biogenesis; maturation of LSU-rRNA; maturation of SSU-rRNA. NCBI's taxonomy places the organism in Eukaryota, Metazoa, Chordata, Mammalia, Artiodactyla, Delphinidae. Gene Ontology annotation, cellular component: U4/U6 x U5 tri-snRNP complex; box C/D methylation guide snoRNP complex; small-subunit processome. Gene Ontology annotation, molecular function: RNA binding.